Molecule: messenger RNA, 453 nt
Organism: Leptonychotes weddellii (Weddell seal)
Lineage: Eukaryota; Metazoa; Chordata; Mammalia; Carnivora; Phocidae
Source: RefSeq, a predicted model, not a curated record
AUGGCGGAGAAUCACUGCGAGCCGCUGCCGCCGGCUCCGGGCGGCCUCGGGGCGGGGCUGGGGGCCGGCCUGUGCCGCCGCUGCAGCGCGGGGCUCGGUGCCCUGGCCCAGCGCCCCGGCGGCGUGUCCAAGUGGGUUCGGCUCAACGUCGGCGGCACCUACUUCCUCACCACCCGGCAGACGCUGUGCCGGGACCCGAAAUCCUUCCUGUACCGUCUGUGCCAGGCCGACCCCGACCUGGACUCGGACAAGGUUCUCAUGGCCCCGCUGUGUGCGCGUCUCCUCUGUGGCCCCGUGUACUUAGUGGCCCUGGAAUCGGAGAACCCUGGCCGCCUCCUCAUCUGCUCACAUUCCAGACGUUUAACUUCACAUCAUAAUGGAAACUGUUUCGGUUAUGACCUUUAUGAGACUUGUGUGGCUGAGGAAGAGCGGCUAGGGGUCUGUACGGAUUGA